Molecule: messenger RNA, 3372 nt
Organism: Spodoptera litura
Lineage: Eukaryota; Metazoa; Arthropoda; Insecta; Lepidoptera; Noctuidae
Product: P protein-like
Biological process (GO): transmembrane transport
Cellular component (GO): membrane
Source: RefSeq, a predicted model, not a curated record
CGAAACAACACAGACGCGUUUGACGCGACGCCAUUAAAAAAAAAUACGACCAUAGUGCAUUCCCGCCCUUUACCCGGUGAACUGUCAAAUUGUGUUAUUUUCCCGUGAAACAAAUUUGUGUAUUUAUUGUAAUUUGGUGUUGUUUUUAUAAACAAAAAAACUAAACUGUCAACGCAACACAACAAAUUAGACAUAACAAAACAUAACCUAAAAAUCUUAUAGUGUUCGUGUAGAAUAAAACUGUUUUCAAAGAGAAAUGUCAAAAUAAUUCCAUAAUGGACAAAAUUGUUAAAAGUGUUAAAUCCUGGCGUCAUCCCAGGCCUGCUGAGGAGUUGUCCAGGAGUCAGUACUCGCUGGUGUCCACUGAUCUUACUGAUGGAGCUGUGCAAUUGUGGCUGGGUCUACCUGACGAAGUCAAAUAUGAUCCUGCCCUAGAACAGUUUCGGCAGCACUAUGAAAAGGAGCACGGAGGCAAUGGAGUUCCCCGUAAAACCAAGAAUGGCUCCACGAAACGACUUCCCUUGGUCAACUCAGCACCUCAUCUCAAUAACAACCUACAACUUCCAAGGGAGGAGGUCGUAUUCCUUAAUACCAACAGUAAAUGCCCUUCUAUUGAAGAGAAGAAGGAGAAGAUACUUGAAGAAGUUCCCGAACCGAAGAAGCCUACAAAGACCGCUCGAGCUGGACACUUGGUGAAGAUGACGAUACUGGUAGCCUGUUGGAUGUUCUUUACCAUAGUCUUCCUGAUGUACAAUGAGAAGGAGGAAGUCACCAGGCACUCUUCAGUGGCACCUGGAGAAAUUAAGAGUUAUCCUCUACACACGGCACAGGACCUCCUAUCAGUAUCUCUGAAGCUUACAGGACCUUUUGUAUCAGAACAAAAUGAGAAAAAAUUCAAUUCCAGUCAACUUAUGUCCAUGGGCAAAAUGGAUGUUUGGGUGGAAAGUGCUCCAACUGCUUCGAAGAACGAAAUUAAUCGGUCUCCUCGCUGGACAAUCAUAUUGGAUCCAGAAGAUGAAAUAGACUUCACAGAAGGUGAAACGAGAAUCACUGUCCUCAAAAUGGAUGCAAGUUCGGGUCCGAACGCGAGUUAUUUUUUGAAAAUGAAGACCAAUGUGAAUACAACGACGCCCUUCGCGUUAAGUUAUACAAUGGACCCCCUGGAUAUCUCUACUGGGGUCAUCUACGCGUGUGUGCUACUGGGAGCCCUGUAUGUGCUCAUAAUUUUUGAGGUCAUAAACAGGACGAUGGCAGCAGUUCUGAUCUCCACUACAUCAUUAGCAGCUUUAUCCAUAGCUGGUGAAAGACCCACAUUACCUGAGCUGAUCUCCUGGUUAGACGUGGAGACACUACUCCUGCUGUUCAGUAUGAUGCUGCUGGUCUCCAUCAUGGCGGAAACUGGACUGUUCGACUUUUUAGCUGUUUUCACUUUUGAGGUCACAAAAGGCAAGAUCUGGCCAUUGAUAACUCUGUUAAGUGCCAUCACAGCAAUCGUAUCCACAUUUCUGGACAAUGUGACGACAGUUCUGCUUAUGACACCAGUCACUAUUAGAUUAUGUGAAGUCAUGGAUUUGGACCCCAUACCAGUGCUGAUGUCAAUGGUGUUGUUCAGUAAUAUUGGCGGCACUGUAACUCCAGUCGGUGACCCCCCGAAUGUCAUCAUCGCGUCCAAUAAAGCUGUCGUUCAGUCUGGUAUAAACUUCACCAACUUCACGCUGCAUAUGACCUUCGGUAUCCUACUGGUAUGCGUGCAGACAUACUUCCAAUUCAGGUUCAUCUACAGAGACACUGACAAACUGAGGCUUAAUGAGCCCCGGGAUAUUCAAGAUCUCCGUCAUCAGAUUUCAAUAUGGCGGCGAGCAGCUGAUUCUCUUCCUCAUCUAAGCAGAGAUGAGCUGGUGGUCAGGGAACGGCUGGAUCGUAAAGUUCGGAAGCUGACAGGCAGGCUGGAGGCCUUGGUCAAGGAGACCAAAAUCAGAGCCUGUCCUAAGGAGUGUUUCGAGACCAUGCUGGCUGAUAUGAAGGACAAGUACAAGAUCCGAGACAAAGUAUUACUGGUGAAGUGUACGGUGGCCAUCGCAUUUGUAGUCAUCGUGUUCUUUCUGCAUUCACUGCCUGAAUUCAACCGAGUGUCCCUGGGCUGGACGGCGCUGCUGGGCGCGCUGCUGCUGCUGACGCUGGCGGACCGCGAGGACCUGGAGCCGAUACUGCACAGGAUCGAGUGGUCCACACUGCUCUUCUUCGCCGCGCUCUUCGUACUCAUGGAGGCCUUGUCGAAGUUGGGUCUCAUCGAGUACAUCGGAGGGUUGACAGAGAGUCUCAUCCUGAAAGUGGAUGGGAAUGCAAGACUAGCUGUAGCUAUUCUACUUAUGUUAUGGGUUUCGGGAGUGACUUCAGCGUUCGUGGACAAUAUACCGCUGACCACCAUGAUGGUGCGAGUGGUGACGUCAUUAGGGAACAACCCCGCCCUCAACCUGCCGAUGGCUCCCUUAAUAUGGGCGCUAUCAUUUGGCGCCUGUUUAGGAGGUAACGGCACUUUAAUCGGCGCCAGCGCAAAUGUAGUAUGCGCAGGAGUGGCUGAACAACAUGGUUACAGAUUCACUUUCCUACAAUUUUUCAAAAUAGGGUUUCCUAUAAUGAUAGGUCAUUUAAUAGUAGCUUCAGGGUAUUUAAUGUUAUGCCACUGUGUCUUCCAAUGGCAUUAGAAGGAGACAGAAGAUAUUGGAAAGAGACAACAAUACUUUUGAGUAUUAUAGAGUAUGUUUGGACUUGUUUAAUUUUAUUUAUCGUUUUGUUGUGCGCUUUUUGAACGUAUGUUUAGUAGUUUUGUGAUUUAAGAUUAUUUUUUAUGUACUUAUUCUAAUUUGUGUAUACGGUGCUUUUUUUUGAAACUGUAAGCUCUCAUUCGCCUGGCUGAUAUGGUUAAAUUUUUUGUUCAACGUAACUAUUACAUUUAUUGUAUUCUUUAGCUCUCCGCCUAGCACAGGUUUUAGUCUAUCUGCAGCCAAAAUUUUAUCAAAAUCCAUUCAUUAGUUUUUGCAUUAUUGCGUGAUAAACAUUCAUAGCAAUAAAUCUGACGGAUUUUUGUCCUUAACGAUAUUUUUAGUUAACAAAAAAUCACUAUUUAAUACUCUUACGUUUAUAGCACAAUUCUUACUGAUGUAACCAUGUUUAAAUUUUCCAUUUUUCAUACCUAUUUCUAUAUAUAAAACUUAGGUAUAUUUGUGAAGCAGUCUAACUACCUACUUAGACAUCUUUUUAAUCUAGCUAGACUAAUUAGCCUGAUGAGUUAUCCUAUCUGGGGGCUUACUCUUGAAUCCAAUUCCGAUCGAUCGACAUUGGUAUUGUGAAACGAACUCUUGAGUUGCAACA